AUCCGCCUGACAGAAGCCUGACGAAGGCCUGACGGAGGCCUGACGGAGGCCUGACCUGCCUGACCCAGGUUUGACCGAGGUGGCACCGGAGGCGAACCAUGGCUGACGGCGUCGCUGCUGCUGCCAGCCUCACCAUCGGUGACGAGCGGCAGGCGGAAGCUGACGUGGCAGUGACAAUAGCGGACGGGAGUGCUGCAGGCGCGCAGAAAGCCGGCAGGGAAGCGGCGCGCGAUGGGGAGAGUCUGGAAGCGGGGAUGCUGCAGGGCGGGGCGGGGAAGGACUCGAGCCGGGCGGAGCUGUGGGAGGGCGGGGAGGAAAAGAAUGGUGGAAGCCGUGGUGACGCGCGCCAGCAGCAUGGGGAUGCGCCUCAUGGGUGUGGGGACGUGCAGCGCAUGCGCCGGGGGAGCGGCAGCGGGUGGUGGAGGCGGCGCUGGAGACAGUGGAGCAGGACAACGAGGCGGUGAUGGCGAAGAUGCGGGCGCGGC
Molecule: messenger RNA, 485 nt
Organism: Closterium sp. NIES-67
Lineage: Eukaryota; Viridiplantae; Streptophyta; Zygnematophyceae; Desmidiales; Closteriaceae
Source: the annotation of a GenBank genome assembly